Macrosiphum euphorbiae (potato aphid) is the source of this 642-nucleotide messenger RNA. The record is from the annotation of a GenBank genome assembly. NCBI's taxonomy places the organism in Eukaryota, Metazoa, Arthropoda, Insecta, Hemiptera, Aphididae.
AUGGCUUUGCGAUUCAUAAAACGUACUUACAAUCGAAUGUUUCUCGCUAAAGAUCCAAGGCCACCUUACGCGAGCCAUGUGGUACAAAUCGGUGAUCCUGUAUUGCGAAAUAAAGCAUCCCAGGUCCCUUUGGAAAAAAUUGGGACCAAAGAAGUACAAAAUCUUAUUUACAUUAUGAAAUCACUGAUGAAAAAAUCAAAUCUAAUUGGAUUGGCUGCACCUCAAGUUGGUAUACCGUUUCAAAUAUUUGUAAUUAAUUUUCCGCGUCCAUCCCAUUAUUUCAGCAAAGAAGAGAUAUUAUUGAAAGGAAUGGAACAUGUUGAAAAUCAGGUUUGGAUAAAUCCUGAACUUAAGGUUUUGAAUCACGAAACAGUUACAUUCAGUGAAUCCUGUGCGAGCUUUAAGGGUUAUUCAGCAGAUGUACCUAGAUACAAGCGCGUACUUCUAACAGGAAUUGAUGAAAAUGGGGAGAAAAAAACUUUAGAUGCAAAAGAAUGGACUGCCCGAAUAGUUCAGCAUGAAAUGGAUCAUUUAAAUGGAGUGAUGUACAGUGAUCGCAUGGUGCUUAAUAGCCUAUGUUGUACAGGGUGGCACACUAUUAAUCAAUUUCAAGGAUUUGUAGAACUUCGGUAUGAAAAUUAG